This is a messenger RNA of Adineta ricciae, 1320 nucleotides long. Lineage: Eukaryota; Metazoa; Rotifera; Eurotatoria; Adinetida; Adinetidae. The record is from the annotation of a GenBank genome assembly.
AUGGAUUCUUCUGUGCCGUCAGUGACCAAGACGUCACCUAAACCUAAAUUGUCACGGACUAUAACUCGAAUCGCCAUUUGCACCGCUCUAAUCUUGACAUGUAUCAUUGUUGCAAUCGUGGCAUAUUUUCUUAUUACUCGCCAGAACAAUUCCUCAUCAGACGGCGUUACAACUAACAUUAGUACGAGUACCACCACUUCGCAAAAAGCAUCAACUACUAACGAAGUGGCAAAUUCGACACUCACUAAUCCUAUUUCGAAUGCAACGUCGACCAAUACACAGUGUCGAGCGUUACCGUUCAGCAGCUAUCAGUCUUACAUGACUGGUAGUAAACCUUGGUCGAUUAGCAUUACCGAUCUGAACAAUGAUGAUUACCAAGAUAUUGUUGUAGUUAACGCAUAUGAUCCAAGCGUGACAAUCUAUCUCAAUUAUGGGAAUGGAACAAUCAGAAAUACUUCGUUAAUCAUUGUUGGAACUUAUUCCGUAUUCGUUACCGCUGCUGAUCUAAAUGGAGAUAAUACAACAGAUUUGAUCGUGGCACAAGCCUCAGCUAACAGCUUGGGAGUGUUGUUUGGUUUUGGUAAUGGAACUUUUAAUACACGUUUAAACAUUCCUGUUGGUAAUUAUCCAUACGGUGUAAAUGCUGCUGAUUUCAACAAUGACAAUCAUCUUGACCUAGUUGCUGUCAACGAUUACGACAAUACUGCUAGCAUCUUGUUGGGAUUCGGUAAUGGAACUUUCCAGAGCUACAAUCUUUUACCUACAGGUCUUUAUGUAACAGCAGUUGUUACUGCUGAUUUCAAUAAAGAUCAACGUUUAGAUUUUGCAGCAACAGAUUAUUCAAGUAACACUGUAAGUGUAUAUCUUGGCUAUGGCAAUGGAAGUUUCCAACAACGUCAACCAUAUUCAACAGGAAAAAGCCCAUGGGGAGUAGCUAUAGCAGAUUUUAACAAUGACAACUACACGGAUAUUGUUACUGCUAAUUAUGACGCUUCUACAAUGAGUGUAUUCUUUGCCAAUGGUGAUGGUACAUUUCGAUCGCAAAUAGUUUAUUCAACUGGGCCAUAUCCAAGAUCAGUAGCAGUUGGAGAUUUAAAUGACGAUACAAAUAUUGAUAUUGUCACUGGUAGUGGCUCUGGCAAUUACCUGAGCGUCUUUCUAAACAAUGGGGACGGUACAUUUGCAAAACCAAUGAGCUUAACAACUGACGCACAAGUAUCAGCAGUAGCGAUUGGAGAUUUGAACGGGGAUAAUCGUUUGGAUAUCGUCACUACUAGUGUAUCGACCAAAACUCUAAAUAUAUUUUUAAACUCAUGCUGA